Marchantia polymorpha subsp. ruderalis is the source of this 2723-nucleotide messenger RNA. The record is from the annotation of a GenBank genome assembly. Lineage: Eukaryota; Viridiplantae; Streptophyta; Marchantiopsida; Marchantiales; Marchantiaceae.
GGUAAUACAGUGAGAGCUCGAGGGAGGGAGCGAGUGAGGGAGGGAGGGAGUUGAUAACUGACUAUCAUCGAAUCCUACUGCCGAUCAUUGAAUUCGUCAAACACUCGAAUAAUUACCUAACGGUGACUUAGAAGUAAGAGUACGAGCACUCCGAGCCUUUGCAUCUGAGAGAGGUUUGACAUGUAAGUUUGUGAUCAAGAGUCUGGGAUUUUUUAAUGAGUGGGAGUGUAGCUCUUGAGGAUUUAGUGGAUCCCAUAAAAAAAACUUAAAGUUUUUCGAGAGAAGCUUGGACUUCUGGCAAAGUGGGGAAAAAAGGUUGUCGAGUACGUGUCUCCAUUUCAGGGCGUUGGUGGCCCCUUCGUUGACAACGACCCACAAUGGUGCGCUGCGCAUGUUCUGUAGUGCACUGGCAUCCUCUCUCCGCCUUCUUCGAGUGCUCCUCCUGAGCUGCGCAGAGAUGAUAUAUGAAGCGAUUGGAGCUUGCAGAGGAAGAUUCAAGGGAGGGGUAGAUGUAAACCGAUCGAUCCUUAACGAUGAUCUGUUGGUAUUCCAACAGAGAGCCCAGUGAUGGAGUGUAAGCUCUAAAUCACAUCCAGCCAGUUCUGAAGGUGGGCCUGAGGGAAGAGCAUCCAUUUUUCAUUCAGUACAUUAUCCAGAUAGAAACAAAAUGAAGGAAACCGUCAGUUUCUGGAAGAGGGAAUUCGUGCUUCCAUGGCACUCCAAGGCGAAUGUCCUCAGGAGCGGCGUCCGACGACUUCCCAGAACUCUCAGCAGCAUGCAAAUUAUCCUUCUCUGUGGAUUCGCCUCCAUUAUUCUUCUGAGGAACACCAUCGGUGCUGGCAGCUUCGGAUGGUCGGUCAGUCUCACGCCUGAAAUCGACGCCGGCUCACACUCCCUCGUGUCUUUCAACGCGCCAAGGCGCAACAAUGUGAAGAUCAACACCAAGGACCUGGUGGAUGACGAAGAUGCUGAUGAACUAGACCAUCCUCUCAAAAAGAGCGAAAAGAAGAAACCCAAGCCCCAGAUUGCGAAGACCCUGACAGCAGCAGAAGAAGAUAUUCUCGUCAAGAAGAUCCUGAAGGCGAACGGUGUCACUGAGACGAUCGUCGAGAAGGAUGAGGUCGAGGAGGAGAAGAAGAUCGACGAGAAGGCCAAGGAAGUGAAGGAGGCUGCAAGGGAGGUGCCUAAGGAGGAAGUCAAGGAGAACGCCAGCUCGAAGACGGAGAGAGUGGAGCAGAAUGCUAAAUCCGACAGCACUCAGCAAAGAAAGCUCGAGUCCAGCAGCAAAUCAGAUCUGGAGGAGCUGUACAUGCCAUGGAUGCCUCCAGGGAAAGAACUCAAAAGCUUGGGCCCAAAGGUGAGCAAUUGGGACGAGCAGAGAGAAAAAUGGCUGAUGAAGCACCCCGAGAUGAGACUUAAUAAAGUCGGCAAGCCGCGCAUGCUUCUCGUCACAGGUUCCUCUCCAUGGCCUUGUGCAAAUCCUGUCGGGGACCAUUACUACCUCAAGUCCAUCAAGAACAAAAUCGACUACUGCCGACAGCAUAACAUCGAGAUCUUCUACAACAUCGCACAUCUGGAUAAGGAGAUGUCUUCCUACUGGGCCAAGCUUCCAAUUCUCCGGAAGCUGAUGUUGACGCAUCCUGAGGUAGAAUGGUUCUUCUGGAUGGACGCAGACGCCAUGUUCACGGACAUGCUGUUCGAGAUUCCCAUGGAGAAAUACGUGGAUUACAAUCUCGUCAUGUGGGGCUACGACGAGGGCAUUUACACCGAGAAGAGCUGGGUGGCCAUCAACAACGGAGUGUUCUUCAUCAGAAACUGUCAGUGGACUCUGGACCUCUUGGACAUGUGGGCUCCCAUGGGUCCUGAAGGAACGGUGAGAGUCGAAGCUGGAAAAAUGUUGACAUCAUACUUGACCAAGAGGCCAGAAAUGCCAGCCGAUGAUCAAUCUGCUCUGGCAUAUCUGAUCGUGAGCAAGGAGGAGCUGCGGCCGAAGGUGAAAUUGGAAUGGGAUUACUGGCUGAGUGGCUACUGGGCCGACAUUGUGGAGCAUUACGAGGAGUACAUGACCAAGCACCAUCCGGGACUGGGAGACAAUCGGUGGCCAUUCACCACACAUUUCACCGGAUGUCAGCCCUGCAGUGGAGUGCACAAUCCGAAUUACUCUGCAGACGCGUGUGUGAAGCAGAUGGAGAGAGCGUUCAACUUUGCAGACAAUCAAGUCGUGCAGAUGCUUGGGUUCCAGCAUGAGAGUCUGGAAUCGGUGCAUUUGAAGAGAAUAAGAGAAGACACCGAUCAACCGCUGGAUUCUGUGAGUCAAAAUACGUGGGUCACUGCGUCAGAAUCUUACGGGUUAUGAAAAGACAUGCCCGUGCUGUUCCUCUCGUAGGUAGCAAUAACUCGUCCUUCCAUCUUCUAUGUUCCUCUGAUUGAGGAUGGAUUUAUAUGGACCCGGCACACACAUAUGUUAUUACCUCGUGAGGUUAGCGAUUGAGUAAGCUUUCCCAAGCGGGGAUGCAGAAGAGAUCCAGAGAAGGUGCAAGUAGCACCUGCCAACUUUGCCACAGCCAUUGUUGUAUAUAGUAUCCUCUACACCGCUUUGGUUGUAGAGCACCAUUGUACACUAUAUCAUUCGAGUCUCUCAAUUUUCUGUUUUCAAUUCUCAUACAGAGAAAUUAAACGAAUUUCUCUGUAUGGACUGAUGUUUAUGAAACUCUGACAGUACC